UUGCAAGAGAUGAGAGGGACCAGCUUCUUUUCCCAUUGCAAAAAUGGGCUCCAGCGUCUUCCCCCUGUGCCUGAUGCUCCUACUAUGUUAUGUUUAUGGUUCUCCACUCUCUGUGGGGAACCACUCCAGUGGAGCUGAUGCUGAAGCUGGUGAGAUAUUCAAAGACAUUCCAGACAUCAACUUGGCUGCUGGACAGGACCUCUUUCAGGGUGAUAUCAUGCUCCCUAAAGAUCAGCGAAAUGCCCUAAGAAAUGAGACUUACAGGUGGAAGUUCCCCGUUCCCUAUAUUCUGGGUGAUGACCUAGAUCUGAAUGCCAAAGCAGUAAUUCUCCAGGCAUUUGAAAUGUUCCGCCUGAAGUCCUGCGUUGAUUUCAAGCCAUAUGAAGGAGAAAGAACCUACAUAAUCUUUAGAAAAGAAGACGGGUGUUGGUCCAUGGUGGGGGACCAGCAUACUGGACAGACCCUCUCAAUUGGGGAAAGGUGUGACUACAGAGCAAUUGUGGAACAUGAAAUCCUGCAUGCUUUAGGAUUUUAUCAUGAGCAGUCAAGGAUGGACCGGGAUGACUACGUGAAAAUCUGGUGGGAUGAAAUUAUUCAAGGCAGAGAGCACAAUUUUGCGAAGUAUGAUGACAGCUACAUCACUGACCUGAACACCCCCUAUGACUACGAAUCACUGAUGCACUAUGCACCAUUUUCAUUUAACAAAAAUAGCAGCGUCCCCACAAUCACAGCAAAGAUACCAGCAUUUGAUGACAUAAUUGGACAACGUCUAGACUUCAGUGCCAUUGAUCUGGAAAGACUGAAUCGCAUGUACAACUGCACUUCAACUCACACCUUUCUGGACCAGUGUUCUUUUGAGUUUGACAACAUCUGUGGUAUGAUUCAGGGCACCAGAGAUGACCUAGACUGGGUCCAUCAACUGAACAAUGUGACAGGGCAAGAGGACCACACGCUUUCUGGGUGCUGUAGAGAUGCUGGCUAUUUCAUGUACUUUGACACCAGCUCUGGCACAGCAGAUGAGGUGGCAGUCCUGGAGUCUCGAAUCCUUUAUCCAAAGAGAACUCAGCAGUGCCUCCAGUUCUUCUACAGGACCACAGGAAGCAUUUCUGACAAGCUGAUCAUCUGGCUUAAAGAGGAUGAUGGCACUGGGAAUGUUCAGAUGAGGAAAAUCCAAACCUUUCAAGCUGACAGUGAUUCCAACUGGAAAAUUGCCCAUGUAACCCUCCAUGCUCAGAAGAAGUUCCGUUACCUCUUCCAAGGACUAAAGGGCAACCCCAGCUCUUCAUCUGGUGGGAUUGCUAUCGAUGACAUCACCCUGACAGAGACCCCCUGUCCCACAGCCGUGUGGGUCAUUCCGAAUUUCAGCCAAAUCCUUGAGAACACAUCCAUUAGUGUUAUUCAAAGCCCUCGUUUUUAUAGCCCUGAGGGUUAUGGAUUUGGCAUAACUGUGAUCCCCAACUAUAACAGCACUGGCUACGCUCGCAUCGCCUUUCACCUGUGCAGUGGAGAGAACGAUGCUGUGCUGGAGUGGCCGGCUCUGAACCGCCAAGCCACGCUCACAGUGCUGGACCAGGACCCCGACGUCUUGAAAAGGAUGUCCUCGAGCAAAAGCUUCACCACAAGCAAAAACCAUGUUAGCUCAGAUGGUAGUGGAGCUGUAAUAUGGGAUAAACCAUCAAUUUCUGGAACAUUUGAUGAAUCAUGCAAUUGCAACAGAACUGUAUCCUUGGGGUGGAAUAACUUCAUAUCUCACAGCGAGAUGAGACGGAGAAGCUUCCUGAAAAAUGAUGACCUGAUUAUUUUUGCAGAAUUUAAUGAUAUAAUUCACCUCAAUAACACUGAAGUUCCUGUUGAAUCUGUACAAUCUGCCCUCAUGGGAGGCCUCAUCCUUGAGAGGCAGAAGAGAGCAGCCCAGGAUAUGCAGUCUGUUCAAGAUCAGCUGCCUUAUCUGCAAGACCCCUGUGAUCCAAACCCUUGCCAGAAUGAUGGAGUCUGUGUGAAUGUGAAAGGAAAAGCAAGCUGCAGGUGCCCAUCAGGACAAGCCUUCUUCUUCACGGGUGAGAGGUGUGAGUCAAGACAGGUCCAUGGGGACAUCCUGGGAAUGACAAUUGGUGGAAUAGCUGGAACCAUUGUCUUAACCAUCGUCCUCAUUUCCAUGAUGGCUAGAAGAUAAAAAAACUGCGGGGGAAUAAAUCUCAACCUGGUGUUUUUCCAUAGUUCAUAAAACAUUGGUUUUCAGUGAAAAGUGAUGAAUACAAGCUGUAGAAGACCAGUCAACACAUGGAUCAAAAGCUCUAUCAACACCUUGGCAGAAAUCUGCUCUAUCUGAGGGUUGUGGCGAUUAAAAUGUGUCAUGUAGAACUGCUGUCUGAUGCAAGUUCAUGCAAUACC
Chiroxiphia lanceolata (lance-tailed manakin) is the source of this 2391-nucleotide messenger RNA. RefSeq names its product meprin A subunit alpha (gene MEP1A). Gene Ontology annotation, biological process: proteolysis. NCBI's taxonomy places the organism in Eukaryota, Metazoa, Chordata, Aves, Passeriformes, Pipridae. Gene Ontology annotation, molecular function: zinc ion binding; protein binding; metalloendopeptidase activity. Gene Ontology annotation, cellular component: membrane. The record is from RefSeq and is a predicted model, not a curated record.